Falco peregrinus (peregrine falcon) is the source of this 7019-nucleotide messenger RNA. RefSeq names its product probable cation-transporting ATPase 13A4. The coding region runs from base 411 to 3944 and encodes 1177 amino acids. Gene Ontology annotation, molecular function: P-type ion transporter activity; ATPase-coupled monoatomic cation transmembrane transporter activity; ATP binding. Gene Ontology annotation, biological process: polyamine transmembrane transport; intracellular calcium ion homeostasis. NCBI's taxonomy places the organism in Eukaryota, Metazoa, Chordata, Aves, Falconiformes, Falconidae. The record is from RefSeq and is a predicted model, not a curated record. The transcript is spliced from 32 exons. Gene Ontology annotation, cellular component: late endosome membrane.
GUUGCGGCUCCUCCGCAGCCGGGCCUUGUGUGUCCCCUCACACCCCAGCGAGGGCAGGGCCAGGCCUCGGCGCCUCACCCCGGUGCCCCCGCGCUGGCCAGGGGCACCCCCGAGCGGCCUGGCCCGGGUCAGGGCUGCGGAGGGUGGUGAGGCCCCACCCCGGGUGGAGGCCUGGGUUUGCGCUGGGGUCUUCCGCCCAACUUAAAUAAGCUUGCCAGAUGAGUUCCCAGCUGUUGUUGCCCUCAAGUGCGUGAAAUGGGUGGCAGGGCUGUCUUGAAAGCUGGAAAACACAAGUUGUGAAGAUACAAAUCUCCCUAAUGAGGAUGUUCUGUAGGAGCAGAAAUUGUCAACAGGAGCUGGACUAAGACUAUGAAUAGUCACUAGAUUGGUCGCAAAAAUCCGACAACAGAAUGAAGGGAGGAGGGAUGACUGUUACCUGCUACCCCACAGAGAGGGAGGAGCUCCAUUCUUCAAACAUCAGCAGAGUUAUAAGGAAGGAGAUAUUUGGCUACAAAACUCAAAGCAGCCGAAGGGCCUUGUGCAUUGCUGGGUACAUCUUGUCCUGUGGGGCACUGCUGCUGCUGUUUUACUGGAAGCCAGAGUGGGAUGUGUGGGCAAACUGCAUCCGCUGCAGCCUGGAAGAAGCAGACAUUGUUCUGCUUAGAACAACAGAUGAAUUUCGGGUUUAUUCUCGUAAGACUGUGACAUGGAUCUCUGUGUCUGCACUUAUCAGAAGUAGAUCAGAUUAUCCAGCCACUGCUGAGGAAGACUCAAUCUUCAGCAAAGCCAUAAUGAAGCCAAGUUUGCAAGUGAAAAGUAUCCAAGUACAAAAAAUCCGCUAUGUUUGGAAUAUCUGUGCAAAACACUUCCAGAAAGUUGGAGCCCUAGAAGACCACCACACUUGCUCAGCUAUACAUGCCAAAUUUGGUUCUGGUCUCACCUGCAAUGAACAGUAUGUCAGGAGAGUUGUAUGUGGGCCAAACACUAUUGAUGUUCCAGUGAUCCCUGUUUGGAAACUACUCGUCAAAGAGGUCUUAAAUCCAUUUUACGUGUUCCAGCUGUUCAGUGUGUGUCUGUGGUUUGCUGAAGAUUACAUGGAGUAUGCCACUGCCAUCAUAAUCAUGUCUCUCCUCUCAAUUUUUUUGACUGUAUAUGAUCUUAGACGGCAAUCGGUUAAACUGCACAGACUGGUUGAGUCUCAUAACAACAUCAUGGUCACUGUCUGCAGAAAUAAGGAAGGUUUCCAAGAGCUGGAAUCACAUCAUCUUGUCCCUGGAGAUAUGCUGGUUUUGAAAGAGGGCAAAACCCUUUUGCCUUGUGAUGCCAUCCUGAUCAGUGGGCAGUGCGUUGUAAAUGAAAGCAUGCUGACAGGGGAAAGUACUCCAGUAACAAAGACCCACUUACCCCAAGCUGAUAACAUCAAGCCCUGGAGAAUGCAUUGUGCAGAGGAUUACAAAAAACAUGUCCUCUUCUGUGGAACAGAGGUCAUACAGACCAAGGCAGAUGACAGAGGAGUAGUGAAAGCUGUGGUGCUACGGACUGGUUUUAAUACAGCCAAAGGAGAUCUUGUGAGGUCCAUUCUCUACCCUAAACCCAUGAACUUCAAGCUGUACAGAGAUGCUCUCCGGUUCCUGAUGUGCCUCAUAGCAUUUGCAGCAAUUGGAAUGAUCUACACAGUGUGUGUAUUUGCACUUAACGGGGAGGAGGCAGGAGAAGUGGUAAAGAAGGCCUUGGAUGUUAUCACUAUUGCUGUCCCACCAGCUCUGCCAGCUGCCUUGACAACAGGGAUCAUUUAUACCCAGCAGAGGCUGAAGAAAAAGGGCAUCUUCUGCAUCAGCCCACAGAGGAUCAACAUGUGUGGACAGCUGAACCUCAUCUGCUUUGACAAAACUGGCACCUUAACAGAAGAUGGCCUGGAUCUUUGGGGCUUGCUGCCCUCUGAAAGAAACUGCUUCCAGGACAUUCACAGCUUCCCUGCAGACCACAGCCUGCCUUGGGGCCCGGUGUUCAGAGCAAUGGCAGUUUGUCAUUCACUAAUUGUUUGGGAGGGCAAGAUCCAAGGAGACCCACUGGAUGUGAAAAUGUUUGAGGCCACUAACUGGGUGAUAGAUGAUUCCAGUGGACGCCAGAAUGAAGGUCAAGGAUCCACACGUGCCACAGUUGUUAGACCUGGGCCUAAAGCCAGCUGCGCCCCAGUGGAAGGAGUUACCAUUUUACGUCAGUUUCCAUUUUCUUCAGCCUUGCAAAGAAUGUCUGUCAUUGCUCAGGAAAUUGGUGGGGAAAAACAGGUCUUCACAAAAGGGGCUCCAGAAAUGGUAGCCAUGUUAUGCAGAGCAGAAACAGUCCCAUCAAACUUUGAAAGCAAGCUUCUGCUCUACACAGCGCAGGGCUUUAGGGUCAUCGGACUGGCAUGUAAAUCUCUACAGGCAGGGAAGCAAUCUACUGAUCUAACAAGGGAGGAGGCAGAAUCUGAUCUGACAUUCCUGGGUCUGCUGAUAAUGGAGAAUCGCUUAAAAAAGGAGACAAAGCCUGUCCUGGAAGAGCUCAGCGCUGCCCGCAUCAGGAGUGUUAUGGUCACAGGUGACAACAUUCAGACUGCUGUAACUGUUGCGAGAAAUGCCGGGAUGAUUUCUCCAAUGAGUAGAAUGAUUCUUGUGGAAGCAAACAAAAUACCUGGAUCUUUUUCAGCAUCUAUAACCUGGAAACCACUAGAAGAAAACAAACCUGAAGAUUACAGAAGUCUGGAGGAUGACAGUCAGACCAAACGAAGAAUCAAGCUGGCAUUGGGAUCAGGCCAGUAUCAUUUUGCCAUGAGUGGAAAAACUUAUCAAACUGUAGCACAGCAUUUCAGGCACUUACUUCCAAAGCUUCUGCUCAAUGGAACAGUUUUUGCUAGAAUGUCUCCUGGUCAGAAAUCCAGCCUUGUAGAAGAGUUUCAGAAGCUGGAUUACUUUGUGGGCAUGUGUGGAGAUGGAGCCAAUGACUGUGGGGCUUUGAAAGUGGCACAUGCAGGGAUAUCGCUGUCGGAACAGGAGGCAUCUGUGGCUUCACCUUUCACAUCCCGAACCCCCAGCAUAGCAUGUGUGCCAGAGCUUAUCAAGGAAGGCCGUGCUGCCCUUGUCACUUCCUUCUGCAUGUUCAAGUACAUGGCUCUGUACAGCACCAUUCAGUACCUUGGUGUUCUCCUACUGUACUGGCAACUAAACUCCUUUGGGAAUUACCAAUUUCUGUUCCAAGAUCUCGCUAUUACCACUGUAAUUGGUGUGACAAUGAGUUUCACAGGUGCCUGUCCAAAGCUGGUUCCUUACAGACCUCCUAGCCAACUCAUCUCACCCCCGCUGCUGCUUUCUGUUGUACUUAACAUCCUCUUCAGCCUCAGCAUGCAAAUUUUUGGGUUUGUGGUGGUACAGGAGCAGCCGUGGUAUUCCAAGACCAAUAUACACAGCGCCUGCCUCUCAGCAAACAACCACAUGGAGAAUUCUUCCUCCAUUUCCAGCUUGGGCCUCCAUGGGAUGAGAGAUGAAGCUCAUGGGCAAACAGACAAUGGCUACAAGAGCUAUGAAAACACCACAGUGUGGCUGCUAAGUACCAUCAACUGCCUCAUCGUAGCACUAGUGUUUUCCAAAGGAAAGCCUUUCAGGCAACCCAUCUACACAAACUAUGUGUUCUUACUAGUGCUCAUAGGGCAGCUGAGCAUUUGCCUCAUCUUGGUGUUUGCUGAUAUUGAUGAUCUCUACUCUAAGAUGGAUCUUGUUUGCACCCCUACCACGUGGCGGAUCUCCAUGGUGGUAAUGCUUGCAGUCACACUUGCUGUGUCCUUCCUUGUUGAGUUUUUGUCUAUUCAUCAGCACUCUGGAGCUCAGCCUGCUUGGCAGCACGCACAACAAAAGAGGAACAAAUGCAGACCCUCACCAAUAACAGCCGUAGGUGUACAACGAUGCUAACAAGCCAGAACCUUUUACAAGAUACAUCAUUUGUGAGCUUUUUCCGCUCACAUAGCACCUUUUGUCUAAGGAGCUUGAUGCACAACACACUUCUUCAGGAGAAUUACAGAGGAGGCUGCAGAGACAGAGUACCUGCCAAGGGUCAACUGGGAAAGGAAAGCACAAACAGCUGGUACCUGGACCACCCAGUUCAAGGAAAGAGAACAGAGAAUUCAGUUAUCACGUAUUGCGGGUGUCUGGUGCCAGCAGCUGAAUUUAAAGGACUCGUUACUCCAUCUUAUGGCCUCUUAAAGUCUUCCUGUUGGAAAAGUAGUCCUGGAGCAUUUUGCACUAAUAUUCCCCACCAGAAAGUGCUUAACCCCUCCACGGCUUUUGUGUAGUUUGUGGGCAGAUGGUACGCAGCCCCGAGCCAGGAGGGUCAUGCUGCGCUGCCUGAUGGUUCAGCACACCAUGGGUUAAUUGCCAAAUGCGUACAAGGGAAGGCAACGCUCAACAGCUCAACACACUGUCAGCCAAGUCAGGCUGUGUAAAUUUUCUUCCUGGUUGGCUGUCAACAGUGGGGACAUGAUUCUUAUUCUAAGAAAGUCAUUAAAUGUCCCGUGUGUCUGAAAUACAAAGCAUAGCUGUCCCUGCUCUGUAGUGCCUUGUUUUCACACUGUCCCUUGUGACCGGUGACCACUGGAAGUGCUUGUCACUGACAUAGCUUUGAUUACUUGGUAUAGGUCUCUAUAGAUAAAAGGGAGUCAAGAAACAUCCAUUCCUGUGUCCUGUUUAAAUCUAAUUAAUAAAUCUCUUUGGUACUUUCUAGAUGAUUAGCAGACAGGGUGGAAUGCAAACGUCCCACUUCACUGUGUAAUUGUCCUGGCCUUUCACCUAGCCACAUGAUAGAUCGCUCCAGGCAAAAAGAGCAUCCUAUUGCAAGAUCAGUGAGGCUGGAGAGGAAGAGGACAUCAGGAGAGCAUAACAAUCUCUUUCUCCUGAACAUACAUGUUACUUGAGAGGUGCUGAAAGAAGGUUUUUUGGACCUGGGAAGAGGUUCAGAUAAGAAGAGGCACGUUUCAUUUAUGUCUUACUCCCCUCUCACACCCACCCAAGCCCAGGCAAAUCUUGAGUCUAUAGCUCCAAGCCUUGAAAACCUGUAAUGCUCCCUCAGCCAUUCUUCAACAAACAGGGUUUUACUACUGCAUGCAAUCACCACGCACAUGCCAGCCAGUGUCCAGCAGCUGCUCCGAGCAGGACUGCUUAUUGCAGUAAAGCAGCAGGGCUCUUUACUGCAGGAACUGCACCCCUCGGCACCACCAGCUGCCUUCUGUACCUUGCACGAACCUCCAGCCUGCCACUCCGCUCCUGCUUGUGAUCACUUUUACACAGGGCUCACUGCCCACUCACUGCUGACUUACACAGGAGCCUCAGGCUGCCUCUCACAACGCUCUGUCAUCGUUCCUGCUAAACCUUUACAGCCUUUCAGAGCACAAGUUGUACAGAAGCAUCCCACCCUUUCGGUAUAGACUGGAGAGCAGGAAUGUAGACCUGCCGGCCUAUGCCUUGAGCCCAAGGCCCCAACAGGACAGGCAGCCGUCGACCCAGCCAGUCUUUCUGCCCCAGUGACUGGGUUGAUGUGAGGUCAGGCAAGCGUGCAAUUCAGGGAACAACAUGAGGACAUGUAGAACUUAGGGUUCAACCUUUCAGCCCAUCAUAAAAGAAUUCUAUCUCUCAGUAUCUUCGUAUCUCAUGGGGAGCUGUCAAAAGCCUAAAUGUGCCACAUUAGCUGCUUCUCUCUUGUUCCUUGGAGCAUCUCCCUGUCAGGGAGGAAAUGAGAUCGGUUUGAUAGGAUCUUCCUGUGACAGAUGCAUGUUAGUUGCUUCUUAUCACUUUAUUAUCCCCUAGGUACUUACAAACUGACCGCUUAAAAAUUUUCUUUCACAUCUCUCUGUGUAUUCAGGUUGGGUUGACUGGCCUGUGAUCCCCCUCUUUUUUGCCUUUUCAGGUGCCAGCUCUACAGGCUGGUGGGCUGGGGCUGGAGGUGUCCUGCCCAGCGUGGGGAGCAUUUUGCAAGCGCAGCUGCGGGCGUGGUGGUGGGCACCCGGCUGACCCAUGCAGGGGAACUGCUGGGACUCGGUCCAGAGACCGCAGGUCAUAUUCCUGUAAAUGAAAUGCACCUCACCCUGGAUGGUCAAAAUAGGGAGAACUAGUAACACCGCCCAGCUAAUGAUACCUCUCUUGAGUUUCCUUCCCGUAGAGAGUUACAGGAGGUGUUGGCUGCUAGUAAGCAAUCAUCUAAUUACUUUAUCUCUUUGUGUAUAAGCCUUUUGCCACAAGAAUGUCUGCAAAGGACACGGCUGGACUUCCUGUAAGGGUGACAUACAAGACCCCUAGAAAUGGGCCCUGCUUCUGAAAACUGGGGAGUGGAAUGACUGCAAGCGUGUCAUGUCCGGGGAGCUGCAUGAGAGUGACUGAUGCACAGAGCAGCCUGGUGGGUGAGCCCCCCCAUGCCCUCUCAGGGGAAAGGGAGAGGCAGAGGGGGACUGUUUACUUAUGUUGAAAUCUGGUUUAAUGCAGGCUUUAGGCAGUUCAAAAUGGCAAUGCUUUAAAAGAAAUAAUAUUUAUUUUUCACCACCACCCUGAUUUUUCAUGAUUCUUCAGUGUUUGGUCCUUGUUUGCUGUUUUAUGGACACAACUGCACCUGGCAGAACCCCUUAAAGAUGGAUCUGGUUGGACUACGCAGAGCCAGCCUCUGGUAUGACAAUUGCUGUUUCAUCAUCCCAGACAGCCUGGCCUCUCCUUGCUCUGUUUCAAAGAGAAGAAACAUGGAUAAGUGCUUUUAUUUCCUUCAGAGUCUGCCUAAUGAAAGGUGCUUCUCUCAGUUCUUGGGGCUGUUUCCAGGAUGGAGCUGCAGACUGAGGGAGAUUUAGGGGUCUCUUAAGACCUGCUGCACUGCAGUCCCUGGGCAUCAUUCUCCCUCCCACCUGGGGGAAGGGGAAUUUGGAAGAAUUCCUGUUUUGUCAUCAGUAGGGAAAUAUGCUGCAUGCAAAGGCUGUGUCUCUUUAUCGAGUUUAAAUCCCCAUGUCUCAUCAG